This is a messenger RNA of Boleophthalmus pectinirostris (great blue-spotted mudskipper), 3481 nucleotides long. It is a transcript of the gene fam217ba, whose product is annotated as family with sequence similarity 217 member Ba. Bases 385 to 2055 code for a protein of 556 amino acids. NCBI's taxonomy places the organism in Eukaryota, Metazoa, Chordata, Actinopteri, Gobiiformes, Gobiidae. The record is from RefSeq and is a predicted model, not a curated record. The transcript is spliced from 4 exons.
GCCAAACAAAGCGUAUGCGCGGUUUGCUGCUCCCUGUCGUGCAUUUUUAAUCGCGAGCAGGAUGUCACCGGGAGGGAACAUACAGGUUUGGUGUUACCGGCUCAUUUACUAAAACCGCAGCAUUAACACGAGACGAAAAGAGGUGUCGAAGCAAGACAUCGGCGACUGAGCGACGAGACGCGUCUAUCCAUCCAUCCUGCAGCGGGAAUCCACCUGACUCUGUAUCUGCGCAUGAUGCAUUGCAGCACUUUAGGGGAAAUGGUUGUGUUUAGCCUAAUUAUGAGAAUAGAGUAUCCGAUCCGAGAUGUAGGUUGGGUUCUUUAGCUACAGUCCCUUUCAUUUGUACUGGAUUCCGCAACAACAUCCAAGCUGGCGACCUGCAUCAUGGGCCCCAUCAUGCAGGAGCGCACAGCAGGCACGACCCUCAAACGCGCUGUUUCCAAAGAUAAGAUCCGGGUGAAAAAUACUGAAAAUGCGGGGCCAGUAACCAGUUCAAAGAAAGGCAACAAGGUGAAGAAAGCAUCGACAGUGAAAAACGGCCUCCCAGGACCAGGUCAGGAAAAGGACCCAGUGGCACCAGUGCAAAAGGGUGCACACUCCAAGGGUGUGAAGCUCAAGUCUGGAGCCUCAAAGAACACAAACAAGCUGUCAAGCCCUGAAGAUGAAGGAGUUAUAAAACCACAACUCCGAAAGCACUCAUCGUCUCACAGAAAAGAGGAAAAGCGAGAAAUCCAGCGUUUGUCCCAAUGCAGCAUCGAUAUGAACCAGAAAUGUGGGGCGAUGGGGAAGAAUCGACGUGCCCUGUCCUUGCCCCUUUCACCAAUUUCUCCAGGCCUACGUCAGAUGCCAGCACACCCUCUCACUCACUCUCCUGUCCCCACCCCAGAGGCCCUUCAGCGACAUUACAACCAGAAGGAGGACGACACAGACAGCGCCAGUGAUCUUUCUGAUUCGGAAAGGCUCCCUAUACUGCCAUCCCCCUGUACUCCCUGCACCCCUCCUCAUCUCAAUCUCCGCGCUGAAGUCAUCAACACCCUCGACUUACCUCCAGACUUCCCGGGACCAAGAGGGUCCGAAACAGAUGACGAAGAAGAUGACUAUGACAAAACAAACUACAGCUACCCAGAUUUCCUGCCUCCUCCAUUUAACAGCUGGAGCUUAAGACAGCUUGCAGUCUUCAUUCACACAGAGGGUCGUGGUGCACCUCGACCAAAACCUGUGGGGCCUUUAGAGAAGUAUCUAGAGAGGCUGCUGCAGCUAGAGUGGCUUCAAAUCCAAACAGUACAAGUGGAAAGUAGUCGUCCUCCUGGAACAAGGCAGAGACCUCAGGGGUUCCCCUCUGCUACCCUGGCUCACCUGCCCAGACCCCACACUGCACCUUCAUCCCGGUUAAACUCUCCAAAAGGUGUUCGUCAUAACCAGAGAGGAUUCCCAUUCACUCCUGUCAACAACCCACCAUCUCCCGCCACUGCGUCACGGUUGCCUGUGUGCCCUCAUUGCCACAUCCGAUAUCCUUUGUGUAAUGGUACCUGCUCUGCCUAUGUCUACCAGCGCCACUCCAGACUCAGCCCGUUAAUGGAGAGAAAAGCCAGACCUGGGGCGCCCAUCAAGAGAAGCAGCAGUGAGACACGCACUAACUCCACUGAAGGCAGAAGUCCUGGUGGACCUCAAACUCCUGUCAGCCCAUCUGCAGCAAAGAGCCAUCUCAGACACAUGCAGGCAGCCGGCAAUGCACGGAAACCAUCCCAAGAUGGUGGCACUGAUAAGAGGGCACCUGUGAGGAGGAGCCGUGUGCGGGCCAACUCCGAGACGGAUGUGAAGAAGGAGCCUGCUGGGUUUAAAGCCACAAGUGCUGAGAAACAUGCUUUUGCUGCCAGUAAGAGAGAGGUCCUCACUGCAAAGAGGGUAGAGAAGGACUGGCAGAGAGGAGAGGCAGGGGGUCAGCCUACCAAAACUGCCAUAAAAAGAGCGGCUAAAGAGCCACAGUCCUCCAAAGCACCUCUAAGUAGUAAGCAUAUUGGCAAAACUAAAAAUGUGCACUUUGUCUCAAAGUAAUCUCUUUGGUUUAUUGUGCUCUAUAGGCAUGGGACGGCAGCACAUUUACAGCUAUGUUAAGACAAAUAGAUCUGUUUUGAUUGGUGUAUGGUAAAUAUAUUAUUCCAAUAAAUACUUAUAGGUUGCAGGAUUCUUUUUUGUCUCCUUAUGUUUUUAACUUACUAUAGUAUUAAUCCUUCUUUAAGUCUUGUUUCUUUAUUCCUUCAUAAAUAUAAAUAUUUUAUGUUUAGAUAAUAGACUGAGCAAAUCUGAAGUAAAGUAGUAGAGGCUUUACCUUAUUGUGAAGGUUGGUGAUAAAUGUAGGAUUUGUGGCUGACAUUAGUAGUACUAAUAAUAAUGCAUUAGUUCUCCCAUGCCUAUAGCAUCACAAAGAGGUUACUUGGUACAGCUUGAAACUAUGCUUGCUUUUUGUGUAAUCUGUAUGAUACUAACACAUUGUAACUGUUGUACAGCAGUCUAAACCAGUCAGUAGUCUCCACUGCCUUCUAAAGGUCACAACUUCAAAGGACAAGCAGCUAUAAUAAUAAUAAUAACAACCAAGAAAUAACAUCAUAAAACAUUCACUUAACAAUAGAUGCUUAGUUAACGGGUCAUGUACAGGAAACAUCAAACCCAGAGUACAAAGCUUUUGCUCUCAGUCUUCUCUCUGUGUAUGCUACUAAUGUAUAUUCUAUUGAACUAAUGUACUAAUAAGCUUCAAUACUUCUACUGCUAUAACUUCUUUCACCAUAAGUACCUAAUUGUGGCAUUCAACAUUGUAACAGCAUUUCAUUCAUCAUCCAAAGCAACUGUAGCUGUUUUAGUGGAGUUUUGAAUGUGGGAAUGUAUGUGUUAAAAUGUACAUUAUUUGUUGUUGCUCUACUUUCUUUGGGGCCUCGUGCUUUAAAAUAAAUUUCAAAAUGAGGCGCAGUAAACGUCAUUUGCUGCAGUUAUGUAAUGAUUUUCAAAAGUCCCAGUGCAAUGGUUGGUUUUACAGUUUUUGUUACAAGGGCUUUUCAUCUUUGAACAGCUUGAAUUGUAGUCUCUGAAACUGUAUUUUGCCUACAGCCGAUCUCUUUCUAUUUAUUGAAGACCGUGUAAUGUUUGCUACAAAUGUAAAUGCAUAUUUUUCCAAUUUUUAUAUAUCAUAGUUAUAUUUAUGAAAAUUGUUGUGGUUGACUUGUAUUGGUCAUUUGGUCAUUUAUGUUGUUUACAUCAUUGCACACUUAAGAUGUUAAUGUAAUGUGAAAAUGAAUGUAUAUUUUAUGUCUUCAGCUGUACCAUUGAUUGACUGAAUGAACUGUCACAUGUCACCUUUGGGUGCCACCACAGAUAAUGUUGCAUCACCUCCAUUUUCCACUGCAUACUUGACGUCUUAUAAGACACUUGUGUUUACAUUGGAGCGUCUUGAACAUUUUCUUGUGCUGUACCACUUGAUUUAUGAAAA